AUUGAUCCCCCCAGAAGUAAAUGGUACAUCCCGUUGUGCAUCACUCGCAGUAUCCAAAAUGGCGUCGACAAGUAAGGAAGCCCCUGAGGACCACCGCAGGAAGUGGGAUGUGGAGGAGUAUGAGGAGAUGGCCAGGAAGAGGCUGGAGGAGGAGAGGAAAAAGGCUGAAGAUAGCCAACAUGCCCAGCCUCCAGUCAAGCGAGACUUCCUGAGAAGGAGAGAUUACAAGGUGGACCUGGAGUCUCAACUCGGGAAGACAAAGGUCAUAUCUAAGUCAGCUCCACUGUCUGACCAAGGAGGGUACUAUUGCAAUGUGUGUGACUGUGUAGUAAAGGACUCCAUCAACUUUCUGGACCACAUCAAUGGCAAGAAACAUCAACGUAACCUUGGCAUGUCAAUGCGAAUUGAGCGCUCCACCCUGGACCAAGUCAAGAAGCGAUUCGAACUCAACAAAAAGAAGAGGGAAGAGAAGAAGAAAGAAUAUGACUUUGAACAGAGGAUGGCCGAGCUCAAGGAAGAGGAAGCAAAGAUGAAAGAAUACAGGAAGGAGAAGAAGAAGGAAAAGAAGAGAAAGGCAGAUGAUGCAGGUCUUAACGAAGACAUAGACCCAGAGAUGGCUGCUAUGAUGGGCUUCAGUGGAUUUGGGGGAUCAAAAAAGUAACUCAACAGUAAUGUCUUUGUUUACAUACAUGUAGAGAUUGUGUUGGUAUUUACAAACCAGAAACUUGUGUCAAGUGGCUAGUUUUUUCUCUUCAUUUUUUGUCAAUAGUACAAGUACUCAAGUUGUGAUGGUUUUCAAUUUUGUGAUGGUGCUGUUUUAUUCAGUUUUUAGUACAGUAUCUUUUUUGUUUAUCAUCAUUGAUUUUCAAUGGUCAACAACUGACCAUGCAGCUAUGUUUCAAUAGCACCUGGUGAAUCAGAAGUCAUUCCUCUACAAAGUUAAGGGUGCUUCUUUUCAUGUAAAACUGGUGGUGCAUGUUUGUCCAUUCACAGUGACAGUUUUCAAGAAUACUUCUCU
Messenger RNA from Branchiostoma belcheri (Belcher's lancelet), 1018 nucleotides. RefSeq names its product zinc finger matrin-type protein 2-like. Gene Ontology annotation, cellular component: spliceosomal complex; U4/U6 x U5 tri-snRNP complex. The coding region runs from base 59 to 661 and encodes 200 amino acids. Gene Ontology annotation, molecular function: zinc ion binding; nucleic acid binding. The record is from RefSeq and is a predicted model, not a curated record. Gene Ontology annotation, biological process: mRNA splicing, via spliceosome. The transcript is spliced from 6 exons. Lineage: Eukaryota; Metazoa; Chordata; Leptocardii; Amphioxiformes; Branchiostomatidae.